Messenger RNA from Ramularia collo-cygni, 1290 nucleotides. RefSeq lists its product as uncharacterized. Bases 1 to 1290 code for a protein of 429 amino acids. The transcript is spliced from 2 exons. The record is from RefSeq and is a predicted model, not a curated record. NCBI's taxonomy places the organism in Eukaryota, Fungi, Ascomycota, Dothideomycetes, Mycosphaerellales, Mycosphaerellaceae.
AUGACGAUGGCCUCCAAACUGCGUAUGAAAAGGCCCAAUUCGAUUUCCCACACGAUCCGGCUCGAUACUUUUACUGACAGUGACACCUUCUUCUCGCUCGCAGGUGAGUUCGCCGCUCGCGCGUCCUUGCAACACCUGCCACCACUGCCUCAGCCUCAGCCACCAGCGACCCCGCCGACCAAGACCGAUGAGGACUCACCACCACCGCUCUACUCUGCAGGCCAGCUUCUCCCCGAGGUCGCAAUGAGCGGCUACCACUUCAGCAACAAUUCGUCGCCAAAUGGCAAGGCUGAGAAUAGUGCGACCACACCCAGCAAUAUUCUCCUCACACCCGUUCCCAAUGGCACCCGCCGCACCUCGGGCGACGUCUCUUCCCUCUCCCGGCCGCCCAAUUCUGAGAAUGCACCGCCUUCGCCAGUCUCCGACAGUGGUGGCAGCCUUCCCUGGAGCUCUGCUGUGGGCCACGCGACUACAGGCGGAAAGUCAGGCCGAGUAAUAGAAAAGCUCAUGACGGACAACGACCGGCUGAAACGCGAGCUCAAAGAACAAAUCAUCAAAGGCGAGGAACUGCAACGGUCACUACAAGUCACGAAACCUAGAAUCGAUGCGCUCCAGGCUGAGAAUGAUAACCUUACUCACGCACGGGGUGUCGACAAUGCGUUGCUUGCGAGACGCGACCGCAUGAUUGCUGAGCUGAAAGCCGACCUACAGACCGAGAGAAAGAGAAGAGAAGGCUUCGAGUCACGGUCGCAGGCUCUGGAGACGGAGAGAGACGAGGCUGUCGAGGAGAAGAGGCGGGAGCUGCAGAAUCUCAUGGAGAGCGAGAAGCAUGCCACCACUCAUGCAGCAAUAUUGGAGACGAGUCACAAGCAGUUGAGCACGACGUACAAGACAAGACUGGAGUCUACCAGAAAAGAGGUUGCCGCCCUGAAGCAACACAGGGAGGAGCAGGAGGCCAGGUUGGAGAGGCUGGACGUUGUAAGCGAGCAGAUGAGACAGGAACUUGAACGAGCGAAGAAAGUGCAAGCGGAGAUGCUCGGCAAGUGGGGCGAAUUGAAAGACGCGCUUACGGCGAGAAUGCAGAGCGCGGAGAUGGAGUCCAAGGAGGAAGCAGAGAGGACGAGGAAAUUGAGCACGGAGAUGGACACGGUUGUAAAGCAGAUGAAGUGGGCGAUGGGACUCGGCCGGGCAAGAGGAUUGAAUGGCGAUCACGAGGAACCGGGCAGUCUAGGUCCAGGAGCUGGUGCUGGGACCGCUGAGAGCCAGAACCCCUCCACCGCGCAAAUAUGA